AUGUCGAGACAACUUUCUCGUUGCUAUUUGUUAUUUUAUUUGUCCGCGAGCGCGAUUCUAGCUUGCGGAUCUCCCCGAAGAAUUCCUAGAGGAGCAUCAUGUCCCUCGUGCAGUCAAGACUGUCCAGAAGCCUUAACCGUCCAGCUACCAUGGAAUCCUCGUCAAGAAUCAAAUCUGCGAGACUUUUCCAUCAAUCCGCUCCAAAAUUCCCCUAACUCUCGCUUGAUACAACAAGAAUUCUCCCAGGAUAUAGCACGCGAUGACAACAUUCCACUGAGUCGAAAUUCGAUGUCCGGAAACUAUAGAAGAUUCCUUCAACCUACGAGGGAGAAUUUCUUUUUUAGAAACUAUCCUAACAAUUCUCCGAAAUCCUUUGGCAGACAAGAGAUAUUUUCUGAGGACAAACCUACGAGAGAGUAUCCUCUUAUCCCAUCAAACCAAAUUUUCGAUAGAUCGGAAAAUUUAUUCUUCAGAAAUCCUCGCAAUAAAUUUUCAGAAUCGUUGACAGAGGAUGAAAGAACGAAAGACUAUAAAAAGAUCGAAGAGGAUCCUAUGAGCAAAGUACUAGUCGUGUAUCGCGCCGAUAGGGAUACAAAUCCUUCGUGGAAAAAUUCAAGGGACACUUCGGACGUCACCCAGCCAGACAGAUCCCUCCCGAAGGUUGAAAAUACUUACUCUCUCCGCCAAAAAGAUAUCCCCGACGAGGAAAGAAAUGCAAUCAGGAAGUCUUUCAAUUCUGCCGGUCAGCUUAGGUAUCCUCAAGAGAGAUAUCCCAUAGAACUCAAUCUGUCAGAAGUUAAGCGUACUCCUUAUACUAAGGAUACAGAUACUCUGAGAUCGACGAAAGAGGUCUUCGAUAAUUGGGACGUCGCCAAGGAUUCGUCGCAAUCUUCGAAUCUGAAACUUAGGAAUAAUUUCUUAGAAGUACAUCCUGCGAAGAAGUCAGAAAUUAUUGCCAGAAACGAUAACGAACAAAUCAAUUUUAAUUCUUAUAAUUCUAAAGUUCCUCAGGGUUCAAAUAUAUGGAACACGAGAAAGGAUGAGGGAUUGCUCGAGGAUUCUCUGACGAAAACAAAUACUAGACCUUUCGAGAAUGAGGAUGAUGACGCUAUGAAAGAAUAUUAUGAUGACGAAACCGAACACUUCAUGGGUGAGAAAGAUAUAAUGGAGUAUUUUGACGAAGAUGAGACUGAACAGGAUCCUAUCGAAACUGAACGAGAUAAUUAUAAUCCUCAUGUUCCUUCUGAGGACAUUUGGAAGGGUACAGAGAAUAAAGAACUCUUUGACGAUUUGCAUUUCGUACGUGAAGACUCGCAAGAAAUAGGACAACCGGGAUACUCUGAGGAAAAUAAUAAAUACUUCCAGGCCGAGCAAGACGAAGAUGUGAUUUUUAAAGAUAAAAAAUACACCGAUGCUAAACCUGCUCGUGCACCUGUGAUUAAUGCCUAUAAUGCUUAUAUACUUCCUCGAUAUUUGAAUGUUAUAAAUGAUAAAGAACAUUCUGCCAAGUCCGAGACGCAGGAAUUGUCGGAAGCUAAGAACAGUGUACGUGCGAAUCCUAUAAAAGAAAUGGAUCGAAGGUUCUUCGAGGAUGAGGCUAUUGAAAACAACAAGCGUAUUCAAGAUUUUAUAUUUUCCGAUGAUAUUAUCAAUGCAGAGGAAUACAGUCCUUCUGUUGUUGACAAACGAAAUAAUGUAAAAAAUAAGAACGAGGAUCCGAUAGAACUUGAUCCUGAUCUAUUGAGCGACAUUGAAGAUCCUCCAGUAGCAACAACCGAAUCGACACCAAUGCAAUCCUCUGUUGAAUUUUCUUAGCGACAAUAAUAGAGUUGACAUUAUACAGAUCUUCUGGAUUUCAAUUGAAUUAACUUUUAUUUAAGAAUUUUGUUUUAAGAGUCGAGUUUUCUUAAUAAAAACGUCAGCAGACCAACAAUUAUUAAACUAUCAGUAAUAAGCAUUGACAAAUGGCAACUUGUACUAAAACUAAAUAUAAUCUGCCCCGAUAUUUUCACUAAGAAAAAUCGAUUUCAAAUUAAUCAACAAUUUUAUGAAUGAAAAGCUUCUGCUUUGAUAUCCAGGAUAUCUUCAUGUCACUAUAAUUUUACUAUUGCUGUGAAAUGUCAGCCGGAAAUAUUCAACUGAGACUAAUGUAAGGAAAAAAUGCUAACAUAGCUUGAAGAUAAAACGUUUGUUAUUUAUUAAUGUUAAUAUGUUAAGUUUCUGAUUAAUUAGUAAUGUUAAAAUAUACUUGAAGCGAGAAAUAAUAAAAUGAUGAGAUUGUUCUUAAUUGAAAAUCUUUCGUUUAAAAUUUUUUUAUAAUACAAAUUCAGA
Vollenhovia emeryi is the source of this 2331-nucleotide messenger RNA. RefSeq lists its product as uncharacterized. The coding region runs from base 1 to 1815 and encodes 604 amino acids. The transcript is spliced from 2 exons. NCBI's taxonomy places the organism in Eukaryota, Metazoa, Arthropoda, Insecta, Hymenoptera, Formicidae. The record is from RefSeq and is a predicted model, not a curated record.